UCCACAAUCCAUCUACAAUUAGUUAUACUUUACAUUCAAAAUGACCUCUUCCAUCGCACCAUUGGGAGUCCUCUCCUCUCCUUCCUCCUCCAAUUCCUCUUCUUUAACCUCUCAAUGGAGUUACGAUGUAUUCUUGAGCUUUCGAGGUGAAGAUACCCGCAAUAAUUUUAUUGUUCAUCUCUACAAAGAUUUGCAUCAAAAUGGAAUCAAUACUUAUAUGGAUAACGAGGAGUUGAGAAGAGGUGAAAAAAUUUCACCUGCACUUCAGAAGGCUAUUGAAGAGUCAAAGAUUUCAAUCAUUGUAUUUUCUGAAAACUAUGCAUCAUCUACGUGGUGUUUGGAUGAGCUAAUGAAGAUCCUAGAGUGUAAAGAAUCAAAGCAACAUAAAGUUUUACCAGUAUUUUACAAAGUUGAGCCAUCGACAGUACGACACCAAAAAAGUAGUUUUAAAGAAGCGUUGGCUAGACAUGAAGAAAAAUUCAAGGAUGAUGCUAAAGUUCAGAGGUGGAAGACUGCCUUAAAACAAGUUGCCGAUCUAUCCGGUUUGCAUUUAAAGAUCAACGAGAACGAAUCUGAAUUUAUCCAGAAGAUUGUUCAAGAGUGGGAAUAA
This is a messenger RNA of Juglans regia (Persian walnut), 610 nucleotides long. Its product is annotated as TMV resistance protein N-like. NCBI's taxonomy places the organism in Eukaryota, Viridiplantae, Streptophyta, Magnoliopsida, Fagales, Juglandaceae. The record is from RefSeq and is a predicted model, not a curated record. The coding region runs from base 41 to 610 and encodes 189 amino acids. Gene Ontology annotation, biological process: signal transduction. The transcript has 3 exons.